AACGUGGCAGCGAAUGGAGCGCUGUUGGCACUUAUCGCGUGUAUUUCCCCUUCUCCCGAGCUUUUUCAUAUGGAUUCGAGAAACACGAGACACGAUUUUGUACGUCGAAGAUUGUGAAGACGAGUGACGAUAAUAAUCAUCGCGGUCACAUCGGGCAUUCCUCGUACAAAAAAACAAAAUGAAGUGGCACAUCUUACUUGCAGCUUUCGCUAUGUUAUGCAUAGCUGCAUAUGCAGAGGAGGAGGAAAAGGCCGCUAGAUUAUUAGUCUCUAAACAGAUACUCAACAAAUAUCUAGUAGAAAAUAUGGAUAUAGUUAUUAAGUAUACUAUUUACAAUACUGGUAAUGUGGCUGCAUCUGAAGUCGAGAUCACGGAUAAUUCAUUUCACCCAGACCACUUUACUCACGUGAGCGGCGAAUUAAAUGCUAGGAUCGAUAAUGUGCCACCUUACACAAAUGUGAGCCACACUGUGGUUGUGAGGCCACGUAAAUCUGGAUAUUUCAAUUUUACCUCGGCUGAAGUUUUGUAUCGCCGCUUUCAAGAGGCUCCUAGAUUACAAGUGGCUGUAAGCAGCGAACCUGGCGAAGGACUCAUUGUGGCAUACAGAGACUAUGAUAAGCAGUUUUCAUCUCAUGUGGUCGAUUGGGCCGCAUUCGCUGUAAUGACUCUACCUUCUCUGCUUAUUCCAUUUGCCUUAUGGUACUCGAGUAAAUGUAAAUACGAGAAAUUAUUGAAGAACACAAAGAAGCACUAAUCAUAUUUUAAAUAUUAGUUUUUUUCAAGAAUACUUCUAGGUUAUUUUAUAUAAAUUAUAUAAAUUUUCCCAUGUCAUUGUAAGGAACACGACU
Molecule: messenger RNA, 848 nt
Organism: Camponotus floridanus (Florida carpenter ant)
Lineage: Eukaryota; Metazoa; Arthropoda; Insecta; Hymenoptera; Formicidae
Gene: SsRbeta
Product: translocon-associated protein subunit beta
Exons: 4
Coding region: 179-754 (191 amino acids)
Cellular component (GO): membrane; endoplasmic reticulum
Source: RefSeq, a predicted model, not a curated record